AUGGCCGGCCUCGCCACUGCCAUACUCCGCGGGCUGACCACCCCCGAGCACCUCGACGACCUCCUGUCUCGAGGCGCCGACGUCGCGGACCUGUCCUUCGUCGAUCCGCUGGGGAGGUCGCUGGUUCACCUGGCCGCCGAUUCCGGCGACGUCCCCGCUCUGCGCUGGGUCAUCUCGCGGGGCGCGGACCCCAGAAAGACGACCCCGAGCGGGGACACGGCGCUUCACUUGGCCGCGGCGGAGGGACACCGACAGACCGUGGCGUUCCUCUUGGAGGAGGCGUCUGUGGGGAUCCCCGGGGUUAACGCCACCGGACAAACGGCGCUCGAUCUGGCGGCGCAGGCGGGCCACGACGAGGUGGUGAGGUUGUUGGCGAGGCACCUGCCGGCGGCUGCUCCCCCGCCGCCGCCGCCCCCGGCGUCGGCGCGGGAGGCGGUGGUGGUGCCCCAGGGCGCGGGGCAGGGGGUACUACCUGGCGUUGCUGCUGCUGCUGCUGCUGAUGAUGAUGAUUCGUCGAGCAGAAAGACAUCGACGCUACCGGCAAUAACAUCACCAUCAGCGGCGGCGGCAGCCUCAAUCCGAGCACAAGCACAACCGGUAAGGGCGGAAGACCGGCGUCCGCUGGACACGGCCGUCGGAAUGGCGACUGGCGCAAACAUCAAAAGCAGCAGCAGCAGCAGCAGCAGGGGGGGGGGCAACCACAAAGGCUCGGCGACCGCUGCCAGCAAAAAAUCAGCGUCGGCAUCAAAGCCGUCGCCGAAAGGAACUAAGGGGGGCAAAGGCGGCGGUGGCGGGAGAUCCGCUUUCGAUGAGAGGGCGAUGACCGGAGGCGGAUUCUUCGUAGCAGGGGCGUGGUCCAAGGCCGGAGUGUGCUCGUGCUUCAACGUCCGGCACAGGCACCUCCUCGGCAAGCAUGGAGUGGUUUUCGACAUGGGAGUUUGUCCUUCUGAGGUCUUGCAUGUGGCGCACGUGUUCGUGUCGCACGGCCACCUCGACCACUGCGGGGCGAUCGUGUCCCACGCGCGCCUUCGGGCGCUGUCUCAGGGCCCCCCGGCGAAGUACUACAUGGGGGCCGAGCUGGCUUCCGGGAUGGAAAAGGUCCGGAAAGCCUUCGAAGAGGUAGAGGGGGCCAGCAUUGCCAUGGACAUCGUCGCGGUGGGGCCGGAAGACAGGGUCGAUCUAGGGCAGGGCUGCUUCGUGCGUCCCUUCUUGGUCAAGCACCGGGUCGACGCUUUGGGGUUUGCACUGAUGCGGCUUAAGACAGACGGCCUGAAGCACGAGUACCGACAGUUGGACGGGAGGGAGAUCGGAGCUCUGAGGAAACGUGGGGUAGACGUCCAGUCGUCCCACGAAACCGUGGAGGUGGUCUACACGGGGGACACCGUGAUGGACGGCCUCGUGUCGCAGCCGUUGGUGUGGGAGGCGCGAAUGCUCAUCAUGGAGGUCACCUACCUCGACGGCGAUGGCAGUGCGGCAGCGAAGAACUUCCACGUACACGAUGUGCUCGACAACAUGGACAGGCUCCGACGAGUGGAGCAGCUCGUCGUGGCGCACGUGUCGGAGAGGCACGGCAGCCACCGGAACGUUCUUCGCCUGCUGUCGGCGGCCCUGCCCCCGUCCUUCGUCAACAAGGUUUCGGUUGCCCUCGGAGAGUUCGGGGCCUCUCAACACCUUUCCUUCUUGGAAGACUACGUCGCCGGAGGAGAGGUCUCCUCCCCGAAGAGGCUUUCCCGCGGGGGCUCCGGCGGAGGAGAGGCAGAAGAACAAGCAGGGGGGGUGGGGGGGUUGGCGAAGGAGGAGGCGAAAGGGCGGUGA
Messenger RNA from Ectocarpus siliculosus, 1815 nucleotides. The record is from the annotation of a GenBank genome assembly. NCBI's taxonomy places the organism in Eukaryota, Phaeophyceae, Ectocarpales, Ectocarpaceae.